Molecule: messenger RNA, 1303 nt
Organism: Girardinichthys multiradiatus
Lineage: Eukaryota; Metazoa; Chordata; Actinopteri; Cyprinodontiformes; Goodeidae
Gene: xrcc3
Product: X-ray repair complementing defective repair in Chinese hamster cells 3
Exons: 7
Coding region: 214-1245 (343 amino acids)
Biological process (GO): resolution of mitotic recombination intermediates; telomere maintenance via recombination; double-strand break repair via synthesis-dependent strand annealing
Cellular component (GO): Rad51C-XRCC3 complex; replication fork
Molecular function (GO): ATP-dependent DNA damage sensor activity; ATP binding; four-way junction DNA binding
Source: RefSeq, a predicted model, not a curated record
CUGGGGCGAGAUUCGGUUGUAUCCGAGCUACGGUACCGAAUCCUCUCCUUCCCGCUCUCUUAGGAACCGGCUUAAUGGUUCGACGGCUAGUGAUGACGUCACGUGCUCAGGCGGGAAUUUGUCAAUAUUCUGAGGGCUUCACAAGCAAACAGUGCUUGAACAAGGGCAGAACCUGAACUGGUUCAGUGGAGAUCCGAAGCCGGUAUCGCAGAGAUGAGCUGGGAUCACCUGCAGCUCAAACCGCAGAUCAUCUCCGCCGUACAGAGAGCUCAGCUGAAGUCUGUUAGGGAGAUUCUGUGCGUGUCUGGGCCGGACCUCCAGAAAAGGACCGGUUUGUCCAGAUCUGAUGUUCAGGAGCUGCUCCAUGCUGCUGCCACUGCCUCGAGGACUCAUCAGCCAGUCACGGCUCUUCAGCUCCAGCGAGGAGAAUGUCACAGGUUAGAAUCAGGCCUCCGACUCGGUACGGGCUGCCCAGUUCUGGACCAGCUGCUGAGGGGCGGUCUGCCAGUGGGGGGCGUCACUGAGCUGUCAGGAGAGAGCGGAGCAGGGAAGACCCAGCUUGGACUCCAGCUGUGCCUGUCAGUGCAAUAUCCAGUAGAGCAUAGAGGCCUGAGCUCAGGAGCGUUGUACGUCUGCACUGAGGAUCCAUUUCCCAUCAAGCGCCUGCAGCAGUUGAUCUCAGAACAAUCUGUCCUGCGCUCUGAUGUCCCUCGAUCCCUGAUCAGUGGCCUCCAGUUCAGUGACCACAUCUAUAUUGAACACACAGCCAACCUGGACUCUCUGCAGGUGUGUCUGUUGCGCCGUGCACCCCUCCUGUUGGCUCGGGGUCUGGUCCGGCUCAUCGUGAUUGACUCAGUGGCGGCUCUUUUCAGGUGUGAGUUCCAGCCAGAUGAUUGGCUAGAGAGAAACAAACAGCUGCUCACCUUUUCCUCCAUGUUGCACAACCUCAGCCAGGAGUUCACUACACCCAUACUCUGCAUCAACCAGGUCACAGAUGUUUUCAACCAAUCAGCCAACAGUUUGAGCUCUCCGUCCUCCUCAGUGUGUCCUGCGCUGGGUUUGGCCUGGGCCAAUCAGGUCAUGGUUCGACUGAUGAUGCGACGUCUCCAAGGGAAGGUUUUCCUCGGCGACCAAAGCAGCGCCCUGCGCAGGUUGGAGGUGGUGUUUGCUCCUCACCUGGCCCGCAACAGUCGAGACAUCGGUGUUUGGAGGGAGGGGCUUCGUGCUGUUCUGGACCCUGACUGACUGUAGACCGUUUUAGGGAGUCCAUUCAGACCAACACAGAUUAGAGCGGUGAACUUUG